GAUUGUCGUCUGUCACAUCUCUCAACUUGGCCACGUCUCAGUGUUUAAUGUAACCGUCGAUAUUUACGCAUUACGCAGCUUAUUAAUGCGAGAACGUGUAUUUUAUUCGUGUUGUUUAUGUUAAUAUACCAAGGCGAUAGUAUAUUGUUUUGCGAAACGUUUGGAUUCUUAAGAAAUCAGUAAGUUAGAAACUACUAAAGUGUUUUAAUGAAAAUACAAUAACGAAUUAUAAAUGUGUAUCAAGUAAAAGUGAACAUUUUGGGAAAUGCCUCAGUUGCGAUUGCUUCUCGUGUGUUUAAUCUUGGGUUUCGUGCUAUGCAAUCAUCAUAAAAGGACGAACCAAGAUCUCAACCGGUCGACAAUUGUGCAUCUCUUCGAAUGGAAAUGGAAGGAUAUUGCUGAUGAAUGCGAGAGAUUCCUUGCGCCGAAAGGCUUCGGUGGAGUUCAAGUAUCUCCACCCUCGGAGAAUGUUAUCAUUCGUUUAUCAGACGGUACACGACCUUGGUAUGAACGUUACCAAGUAAUGUCCUACAAGUUGAUCACCAGAUCAGGAAAUCAAGAUGAAUUUUUGAACAUGACCCGAAGAUGUAAUGAUGUUGGGAUAAGAAUUUACGCUGACGUGGUAAUUAAUCAUAUGACGAGUGACAAUAGGGAAUCUGUUGGUACAGGGGGUAGUACAGCCAACUAUAAAGAGUACAGCUACCCCGCUGUGCCGUACACGAGAGACCACUUCCAUCAUCCGUCCUGCUCUAUUAAUAAUUAUAAUGAUGCUGCACAGGUAAGGGCCUGCGAUUUGGUUGGAUUGAAGGACUUGAAUCACAACUUGCCGUAUGUUCGUGACAAAAUCGUUGAAUACCUAAACAAGCUUAUUGCAUUAGGAGUUGCCGGAUUCAGAGUGGAUGCAGCAAAACAUAUGUGGCCACACGACCUCAAAGAGAUGUACAAUAGACUUAAUAAUCUCAAUGUAGAUUUUGGCUUCCUACCUAAUACAAAACCGUACAUUUACCAAGAAGUAAUUUAUAGAGGGAAUGAGCCUAUCCAACAUACUGAAUACACACCCUUUGGUGACGUCACAGAAUUUCGGGUCGGAUACGAGUUAAAACCAGUUUUUGAGGGUAAAAAUCCAUUGAAAUGGUUGAAGUCCUGGGGCGAGAAUUGGAACUUAUCACCCAGUGACCGCGUUGUUGUAUUCAUUGACAAUCACGACACGCAGAGGUCGAAUGAAGUUUUGACGUACAAAAAUGCCAAGUCUUAUAAGGCAGCUAUAGCGUUUACACUGGCACACCCAUAUGGCGAACCUCGCGUGAUGAGCGGUUAUUUCUUCGACAGAACCGACCAAGGUCCACCAAGCGACGGUAACGAGGAAAUUUUAUCUCCAAUCAUAAAUGAUGACGACACCUGCGGCAAUGGCUGGGUUUGCGAGCAUCGUUGGCGACAGAUCUAUCAAAUGGUCGCAUUUAGAAAUGCCGUCCGAGAUACUAGAGUUGAAAAUUGGUGGGACAACGGUCUUAAUCAGAUAGCUUUCAGUCGAGGAAAUAAAGGCUUUAUCGCUAUUAACGCCGAGGGUCGAGAUUUGGAUGUUAUUUUACAGACUGGUCUUCCAUCUGGUACUUAUUGCGAUGUUAUAAGCGGGAAAAUUCAAGGCCAAGAAUGUUCCGGAAGAAAAAUAACAGUUGGCAGUGAUGGUCGUGCGCAUAUUUAUGUAUCCAAAGACGGGGAGGACAUGCAUCUUGCCACACAUGUUGGGCCGGAGUCAUUACUCCAGAUCAAGCAGAAGAUAUGAUAGCGGGUGCCUGUUUUUCAUUUGGAACAAAUUGAAGACGACUUUUCGAGCUUAAGAUUGUUUAGUGAAUAAAUGAUUAAUUUGAAAA
Bombyx mori (domestic silkworm) is the source of this 1871-nucleotide messenger RNA. RefSeq names its product alpha-amylase 4N. Lineage: Eukaryota; Metazoa; Arthropoda; Insecta; Lepidoptera; Bombycidae. Gene Ontology annotation, molecular function: cation binding; alpha-amylase activity. The transcript is spliced from 12 exons. Gene Ontology annotation, biological process: carbohydrate metabolic process. The coding region runs from base 266 to 1783 and encodes 505 amino acids. The record is from RefSeq and is a predicted model, not a curated record.